Gaeumannomyces tritici R3-111a-1 is the source of this 2200-nucleotide messenger RNA. RefSeq lists its product as hypothetical. Lineage: Eukaryota; Fungi; Ascomycota; Sordariomycetes; Magnaporthales; Magnaporthaceae. Bases 1 to 543 code for a protein of 180 amino acids. The record is from RefSeq and is a predicted model, not a curated record. The transcript is spliced from 3 exons.
AUGAUGGGUCAGGGUGGUGGCAUCUGGGUGGCAUUCGGCGGGCACCACCCAAACGCCCCCAGGCACUACGGCCUGCGCUGGGGGGGACAAGGGCCUGGCCGCAAGGCGCUGGGCGCCCGUCUCUCUGAUUCGGCCAUCCCAGCGGUGUGCAUCCGCCGACAGGCCCCCCUGCACGCCAGCAAAGCCACCGCCCAAGACCAGACCCUGCAGCUUUCUUGGCUACCCCAGAGGUACUUUGCCAGACUGGGUCCCAUUCCGUCCAAUCCCCUGAUUCUCACAGACCAGACCGGACCUCAGGCCAAUCCACAACCUGGAACUGACGCGGACAAGCAAAAGGGCGUUGGGAAGGGGCCCAGAGGGAGGAAGGCAGCCAGACUCCUGGUGUGCAAGGAACCUGAUCGGAACCUGAUCGUCAGGGCCCUGACGGCAGAGGAGACGACGCCUAGGGAGAGAGGGGGCAAGGGAGCGAGCGAGAGAGAAAGAAAUACUCCCCGCUGUGCCCGGCUCGAGAUCCCCCAGCCACGAAUGCCGCUCGCACAUUAAUGCUGCGAUUGGGCCCGUUUCCUGUUCCAUCUCUGCUGGGCCACCUUAUCCUUUUCCGGGGCUCUUGCCUCGUUCAUCGUCUUGUCAAGCCUCCCAUGCCUGGCUUUACCACGUCACCUUGCCUUCCGCCCCCCCUCCACGACUCAUCCAUUCUCAUACCCCAGAAAUCUAUGUGUGGGUGCUACACUCGCGGACUCAAGGACCCUAUUGAGAGUUGCUGAUCCUCCAUAUUCGAGCAUCCUUUGGCCUUGUUGCGCUUUUCGAUCCCAUUUCCCCAUUUCUUCGCCGCAUUUCCCCUCCCAACCCAGCUCCCAGCUACAGGACGGAGGAAUCCGGUGGCAUGUCGACGGGCUGAUAUGCACCCCGGCCUGCCCGACGACCUCUCGCCCGCUCGCCAUUCAAAUCUGGCGGGCGAUAUAAUGGACACUGCGUCGCCAAGACGCCGAGAUUUCGCGAACGCUUUGCUUUUCUCUGAACAUCACCAACGAAUUGCGACAUGGGAUUCUCCGGGCCACUGUUUCCAGCCAACAGGAAAGCAGUGCCGUCUGAGAACAAUCGACAUGUCCAGCCUGCCCGAGUCUGUCUUGUGCACUAAGAGGACUUGGUUGCUGCGGAAUCGCGCCCAAGGUUUUGCUCCCGCCCCGCUUGGGCGGCUGAUCCAGUCAGUCGCCUGCUUGCUUAGGUAUGCCUGUGCACGCCAAAGUCUGGUGGCUGCUUCUCGCCUUAACGCAGAUGGGGAAUCGAAAUCCAAUGCGCGCCAUUAAUGUCCAGGAUACCACGACACCUGCAUACCGUGGUAAGAACCGCCAGCCCCAAAGGUUAGUUCUCCCAAGGAAGUACCUACCACACAGGGUAGCCAGGUGAAUUUCCAAACACCAGCAAUACCUACUGGGGCGGAUACAUUGUGUUGUUGCCGUUUAGUGUCCUUCACACACAGCAAGCACGUCGACGCUGUUGUGGCUCCGAUCCCAGAGCGAAAAUCACCGGGUACAUAUUUACCCCCAAGUUAUUUGUUUAUAGGUGGUUGUUAAGGGCUGCGUGAUGAGUGUCGCACUGACGUUGAGCAUGGGUGGCGGCGGGUCGAGUGGCAGAUACGGCAUGGAGGUUCGCCGGUUUCUAUGAAUGGGAUGGGGUGCCCCUAGUACCGCCCUUCCGCCCCUCACCGCCGGGAUACCUACCAAGAUAAUGGUUCCCUGCCUGGGAGUACCUGCCUUGUUUACUUGUCUACCUCAGUGGAUGGGCGGAAGCCUCCGGCUGGCGCUCAAACGGAGAUGCUGAAUGAACGUCCGGGCAGGUGGGGAAAGUGUAGAUGGCAGCCCGAGCAGCUACGCUACGGCAGCAGGCUCUGAGUGAAUUUCGGGGGCACAAAAAUGAACGGUUGUGCUCCCGGGUAACGGCCACCGCAUGGGUGCGCAUUGUUUGUUUCAGUCACCACAUAUUCAUUGUCCCCACCAUUUCUUCCACUUUUCCUUUCCAUUUCUUCUUUGCGCAGGUUUUAUCAAGUAACGUGAGGCCAGGCUAGCCCACUGCUCUGUCCAAGGACAGACAUCUAAGGUAGGUAGGAGAGGCACGUACCCAUCUUCCCAGGCUCCGAAAUGCCCGCAUUUCAUCUACCGAUCGCCUGCCUAGGAUGACAUUGGUUGGGGUGUUGACGUUG